AUGAGCCUCAACGAGGGCCGGCCGAACCACUUCGGCGUGUUUCGAGCGGGCGUGUACGUGCAGGAGAUGCGCAUGCUCGAGGCCAAGAUCUUGGAGCUGGUGCAGCAGGCGGACAAUCCCCGCGAGGAGAAGAACGCCGGGCUGGAGACCACCACGGUCGCUGCCGGCAUACGGAACUGCGUGGCGAGGCUUUGGUGGUCCCGGCACGCCGGCGAGAACGGGGAGACUAUGACGUGGGAGGCGUUCGAGGAAGCGUUUCAGACAGACUUCGGCGCCCAGCUUCCGAAAACCCUGGACGUCCUCCGGAAGCACAUCGCCGUCCAAGGCGAUGACUACCGCGCCGCCCCCGUGCCAUCCACCGCCCUACCGCCGCCGCCACCGUCGCUCCGCAACCACCGGCCAACCGCCACCACCACCACGACCUCCCCCCGGGGGCGCCGCGCCGGAGAAUCAACGCCUGCACGAUCGCAGCAGAACGGGGCUUCUCGAGACUACUUUCGUCCGUGCGGCGGGAGCGGGAAGGCGCGGGGCAAAGGCGUGGAGGGGCAGACGCUGACGGUAGAAGAAGCGGCGGCAGCGGGCGGCAUCGGCGAGGAAGAAACCAGCGCCACUUGGCGCGUGACCGCCAGCCUCUACGAGGAGGUGACGUGGGCACACGGCGGUCUGUACGAGGCCUUCCAGGCGCUGGCGGACCCUAGGAGGGUGGUGUUCGCGAUGGGGGUGGUCGACGACGGGCCUCACCACGAGGUCGGCGAGGGCGGGGAGGGGUGGUCGGACGUCUCGCCGGUGGUGGUGCAGGGAUUGCUGGGGCUUUCGGUGCAGCAGGUGUGCUGCGGGGGGCAACACGCGGCCGUCCUGACGGACUGCGGCGAGAUAUUCACGUGGGGGCGGGGUGGGUUCGGGCGGCUGGGGCACGGCAACAGGGAGGGGCUGGAGUCACCUAGGAGGAUAGAGGCGCUGGAAGGGAUCCCCUGCGUGCAGGUGGCGUGCGGGUUCGCGUACACGGCGGCGGUGACGGCCUCGGGGGAGUUAUACACGUGGGGGGCGGGAGAGAACGGCCGGUUGGGCCUUGGGGACGUCGCGGACAGGCACACGCCUUCUAGAGUGGAGGGUCUCCACAGCAAGGUGAAGGAGGUCUACGCCGGGUCGGUCCACUCGUGCGUGCUGACUCGCGAGGGCACCGUCUACGCCUUCGGCAAGCACGAGUACACGGGGCACGGGGACCACGAGGACGUCCUGGACCCUCGGCUCAUACCCACCUUCUCCGGCGGGAGCGGGGCCCUCGUGCGGCAGAUCAGCGUCGGGCCCGGGGGCUACCACACCAUGGCCCUGACGUGUCAGGGCCAAGUGUACGCGUGGGGUCACAACCGAGUCGCUCAGCUAGGCAUCGGAAACUCCUUCACCGUGCCGAGGAACAUGGAGGGAGCCUACUUCUUGCCAAGCCCUCAGCUGGUGGAGUCUCUUGUGGGCAUGAACAUCGUGAAGGUUGUGGCGGGGUGGGGGCACAGCGCGGCUCUGACGGUGGACGGCCAGCUGUACGUGUGCGGGCGGAACUACCAGGGGCAGCUAGGGCUCGGCAGCCCUCAGGGAUUUCCUCAAAACGAAAGAGGUCAUCCCUUCCAGGCGGACUUUUGCCUCAUCGACCGUCUCCAGCACCUCAAGAUCAAGCAGAUCGCGUGCGGCGGCGAGCACUCGGUAGCCGUUGCGGAGAACGGGGAGGUGUGGUCGUUCGGGGCCGGUCAAAAAGGCCAGCUGGGACACGAGUCGACCACUAGGGAAGACUUCCCCCGUCUCGUGCAGGCUCUCAAGAGUACCAGGCGGGAGAUUAUGCACGUAGCGUGCGGCAACAACUGCACGCUGGUGCUUGCUGGAGGGGUGGCCUUCCCGACGCUGUUCGAGAUGACCGCCUCGGUGGUCAGAGGAAACCCCAGGCUCUGGGAGGACGUCGAGUCGUUGGGCCUGCUCCCGCCGAGCGUGAUGGACAGCCUCAACAGAGUCGUCUCGGACUGAAAUCGAAAUCCAGGGACAACGGACGCCACCUUACAAAUCCGGAUGAGACGCUCCUCGUCGCCCAGGGGCAACGAACGUUAACGUUAGUUUUUUUUUUUUUGUGCGGACCCUGGUUUCGUCGGAGUCAUGGAAAAUCGUCCGUCUUGGUCACGGGGCGGGGGUGGGUGGGUGGGCGCCGAAUCCGAAUCCGUAAACCCUGCGCUCUCGGGAAAACGCGGAGAAUGAAGGCCAUCACCAACGCCGCUGCCGUCCCCGUGCUGUUGCACGCGGCUGGGAUAGUACGCGACCACAACACCCCACCAAGCGAAGAUCAACGAACGCCCUUGGGCCGUUCCAGGGGGAAACAUUUAGUCGGUGACAGAUGUCGGUGACAAGAAAUAAUGGUGGAUUGGCUGGCUGGCUGCUCACAAACCGACAACAACGGAGUGCCAAAUGAUGAAGACAUGUAGAUGUUGAUUGUCGCCGCUCCCCACCGUGACAAGUCGUCCGACCAACUUUUUUUUGUUGCUUUUCGCGCGCUCGCGCCGCCUGGAUCCUGAUCCCGCACGCACCCUGUUCAGCUGUACCCCCCCGCGGUCACAGCGGGAAAACAGUGCGUAAUCAUCUUCAGAAACAGAGAUUGCGCUCUCUGUCGAAUCGACUUGGCUCCGGUAGACGGGUUCGUUCGUCGUUGUUUUUUUUUGCUUUUUGGUGAUGAAGUGAAAAAUGUGUAUACUGCUGUGUUUUGAAGCGCUUCGCCAUUCUGGCGGGUGCGCUUGUUUUGGCGAAACUUCUUGGCAAGGGCCAGUAAUUGUUAUAUGUGGUAUAAACGUGUCGACAAAGCGGUGCUGAAUGUGUUGGGGCUGUUUUGUUUGUCCGUCGGAAACGACAAGGGACCGCAGCGGAAAUGACCCAUGGGGACGAAAUAAAGUGAAUCGCGAGGCUGCGUAUUGGUGUGUGUAUGCUCAUUUGUGUGUAUUUUUUUCUGUUCCUCGUCUGUUUUGGGCCGACUGGUGUUCUCGCUCUCUUUUAGAGCUAUAUUCUCUUCUUCUCGCCUUUCUGCAGAACGGAUGAAUAUAGGUAGAGAUCCCUUUGGUGUUUGCUGCUGCCAAGCGCACUACCUUUUAGGGCGCGGUCAAUCUCAAAAGCGCACAAGCCAGCGGUCAGUGUCUGCCGCGACUUUUUCGAUCUUCUUCGUUGGUUUGGCGCUCUUCGGCGUGUGUAUUGGUUGAUGCGUGCGGUGUGUGUGCGCGCCUUUGGUUUGUCUAGCGUCGACCGCGUUGUUUUGUGUGUACUCAUAUUUCGCACCGACCGACCGCUCUGAUCGGCUGGCUGCCCACAAUGAAGAGACGCCAGUCUACGUGCGGCUAAUAACGGAAGACGCUUGUAGUAAAAAAAGGUCAUGGCCUGGGCCCCCUUUUACUGUGUGUGCGUGUGUUUUUGCAGAUUUGCUUGUUGGGUGCCUCAAAGGGCGCGUGUGCUGCCCCGGGUUUUGCCGCAUGUUGCUCCAUCAGAAUGCAACUCGGCUGGCCGCAAUUCAACACCCAAAACUCACGGCUUUGUUUUUUUUAGUUAUCCGUGAAAGGCUGCCACCUCUUCAUUCGGGACACGACAACGUCUGCUUGAGUGCUAUGUAUCUGUAAGAAUAAUCUUGGUGUAUUGUGGGUUGUCAACACUUCGAGAGCGCGUUUUAUGAGAAGGAAGGCAGGGGGGGGGGGUACUCGGGUGUUCUCGUUGUUUUGGCGCGCGUUCAACUUCGAAAAUGAGUGGCAAACAAUGCGAUUGAUUGUGGUUUGUACACUACUAAUGGUACUGUACCGUGAGCCUUGUACGUGCUGCACUGCACGGUGAGUCUUGCUGUCCUCUUCUUUUUCUGGGUGAAACGAGGAACCUACUGCUCUCUUCUCGACGGUACAAUAGCUGACUACGUACUGUGCUUUUUCAUGCUGUUUUGUUCGUUCCACCUAUGUGUGUAGACUUGACACGCACACCACUGAGAAUGUGACAAAAUAGGCGAGCUCCCCGAGACCCCGCCCGUGAGCGGAAGACGAACAGUCGGCUGUUUCAAGCCAGAAAGCAAACGCACCCGUGCGUCGGGCGUAGUAACUAACUGCUGUGGCGCGACGCCGACAUCUUGUACACAAGGCGCCACGACGGGUCAGACGCAUGCUGGCAAAAAAACCCACACACAUGCAUGCAAGCAGUCUGACGUGGAGGCGUGAAACUGGUUGGGAAUGAAAGGUUUCUCAAGGAUAUAUAUACAUCCGCCCAACUUUUGCUGCUCUCAUCUCGGGAAUGUUAUACAAAUGUUAUACAAAGACAGGCACAAAGAAACGCGGAAGAUGCACACGAUGCACACCUACAACCAUAAUGGUAAUCGAACCGUUCAAGAGACAAAAUACUGCAACUAAAACGAAAACGCACCAAAAAAGUUUAGCAAGAGUAUUUUAGGAGGGAGCACGAGAGGCCCAACCGUCCGUGCGUCCAUCCGUUCAUCCCCUUUCCUCACCCGGGCCACCUAGCGCCACACACACACGCGCGGAUGCACUACGUAGAAUAUUGAAACAAGUGAAGAAAUGCAUGCACUCUCGCUGUGGCAAGGAGCCAUCGAUAACUCAUUUCUGACGGCGGCAAAAAUCCACCUCGAACUGCCGCCAUGCCUACUGCAGACGAGAGUUAUAUAUAAUAUACCCAUCCCCAACAACGAGCCCCCCCGCCGCCCACCCCAAACUACAUCCUGUUCAUAAUUUUUCUCUCCCAGCCGUUCGCGCAAAAUGUAGAUUUUUUUCAGGGUACGUGCGUGUUUUUACGCGACAAAGUAGUACUAGAGUCACCUUCUCCAUUUGAGAAUCUCGGUGAAGCACCCGGCUCGCCUUCCCUCUUCCCGAAGGGCUUUUGGUAUACCCGACCAAUCCACUUCACAUUAAAUACUUACGACGCACAGGCGUGACGGCCGGCGAAAUCUCGGGGCAGGGGUGCGACCUGGCAUUGCUUG
This is a messenger RNA of Ectocarpus siliculosus, 4984 nucleotides long. Lineage: Eukaryota; Phaeophyceae; Ectocarpales; Ectocarpaceae. The record is from the annotation of a GenBank genome assembly.